GAUGGCGGAGAUGGGAGACGGUGUUUUGGAACCAGCGGCAGCUUCCACUGCUCCAGUUUCAUUCGGCUUCCUGCGUACGUCUGCCCGGAGGCGGCUGGCGGACCAGGGAGACGUCGCGGAGCCGGCUUCGGAGGAGAAGGAUUUCUUGAAGACCGUGGAAAGGAGGGAGCUGCAGAGUGUGAAGCCUUCAGAAGCCCCCAAGGAACUUGUCAUCCCUUUGAUCAAGAAUGGUCAUCACAGGCAGCCACAGGCCGAGCCCCCUGGGCCAUCCAUGGAUACUGAGGCCUUGGUAGAUGGGGUGCUGUCCCAGGCUGUGAAGGAGCUCCUUGAGGAAUCCAAGAAGUCUCAGGAGGAGAGAGAGAAUGCAGGUGUCGACCCCACGCUUGCUAUCCCCAUGAUCCAGAAAGGAUGCAUCCCCAACACGGAAGGGGCAGACAGCGAACCCCAGGCUGAGACAGUACCGGAGGAGGCUGAUUAUGACGCAGUCCCCGUGGAAGCCUAUGGGCUGGCCAUGCUGCGGGGCAUGGGCUGGAAACCUGGCAAGGGCAUCGGCCACACCUUCAAUCAAGUAGUGAAGCCCUGCAUCAACUCACUGAGGCCCAAGGGGUUAGGGCUGGGCGCCAACCUGACCGAGGCCCAGAACUUGGCCCCCACCGGCCCCCACCGCCUGCCAAGUCCAGGUGAAGAGCAAGAGAAGGAUAAGGAAGACCAGCCUCAAGGGCUAGUGCCUGGACGAGCUGUGGUGGUCCUUUCUGGCCCUCAUCGAGGCCUCUAUGGGAAAGUUGAAGGCCUGGAUCCUGACAAUGUUCGGGUCAUGGUUCGUCUGGCAGUGGGGGGCCGUAUGGUGACUGUCAGUGAGUACUGCCUGCGGCCUGUUACUCAGAAGGAGUUUGACAAGAACUCUUUGGAUCUCAGCCAGGUGAGCAAAAGUUCCCCAGGGCAACAGAAUGGAACAGCCUCCUCGUCUUGGAAGGCCCUCCAGAAUCAGGACCUCCAUGUCCAGUGGGAGGACUCAGAGAGGAAGCGGAAACACCUUCCAGACAGACAGUAUGGGCCUCCAGCAAAGAGUGAAAAAGCAGCCUCCAAGAGUCAGCACUGGUUGCACAGGGACCUGCGUGUGCGGUUUGUGGACAAGCUGUACAAAGGCGGCCAGUAUUACAAUACCAAGAUGACAAUUGAGGAUGUCCUGAGCCCAGAUACCUGUGUGUGUCGAACAGAUGAAGGCCGAGUCCUGGAAGGCCUGAGGGAAGACAUGCUGGAGACCCUGGUUCCCAAGGUGGAAGGCAACCGUGUGAUGGUGGUGCUAGGGCCACAGGCUGGAAGGAUGGGACACCUGCUGGGCCGGGACAGAGCACGGAGCCGGGCUUUGGUGCAACUGCAGAGAGAGAACCAGCUGGUGGAGCUUCACUAUGAUGCUGUCUGCCAGUACAUGGGCCCCAGUGACACAGACGAAGACUGACCCAUGGGACCACUCCCACCCCCAGGCUGUUACCAGUUCUGUACUGUAUGAAAAAGUUGCCUUCAAGAAAUGGGAAGAUAAUUACUCCAUCCUCUGCUUGCAGCAUAGUCCCGGGACAGGAACAGAGAAAUGGAUGGACGGACCAGAAGGGAGGCUAAAAACAAACCCAAUAUUUAUCAGGAUUUAGUGUAUAAUAAAAACUACUUCAAAUACUUAGUAGAAGGGCCAGCCCGUGGCUCACUCGGGAGAGCAUGGUGCUGACAACACCAAGUCGAGGGUUAAGAUCCCCUUACCGGUCAUCUUUAAAAAAAAAAAAAAACUUAGUAGCAGGAUGACAUCAUAAGUGGGGUCCUGAACUGACUGAGGUGGGAACCAUUUUAUUUUCAGCCUCACCUCCCUGUUGUGUUCAGGUGCGGGACAAGUUAAAAGACUUACUAGAUAGAUCACGAGCUAACUCUUGGAAUAUAGAAACUAUGAAAUCUGACUCCUGCACUGAUGCUGUGGAAUCUGGAAUGCCGCCACAUCUCUGAACAACUUCCUGAGUGAGAACUCUAGCAUCGGGACCUGCUUUCACUCUUGGUCCAGAGCAGACCCCCAGAGAAUAUCUUGAGCCGAUCUGGGAGUUGAGAGGAAUGGAGGCUUCUUCCCACAAGUGGGAUGCAUUAGCUCUAAUUUUCAAAGAAGCCAGUUCAUUUCUGGGCCCCAUUUUAGUCCCACAACUUUGGCUUAGAGAUAAAAAGUUUUGUCUGUCUCUGAUAGAAUUUCUCUGGUUGCGCCAGGUAACUAUAUUCUUAAAAAGGUUGUUGUGAGAGAAUCCUCAAACGUUUUCCUGUUUAAUGACCUGAGAUAUAAAAUCAAUGAGGAAAGUCAGAGCUUUAGACACAUUUUUUUCUAAAUAAUCCCUACUAUGGUUUGAAUGUGUCCCCCUAAAGUUUGUGUUGGAAACUUGGUCCCCAGUGCAGCAGUGUUGAGAGGUGGGACCUUUGGGGGGUGAUUGGGUCAUGAAGGCUCUGUCCUCAUGAAUGGAUUAAUGGGUUAUCAAGGGAGGGGGUUAGUUAUCAUGAGAGUGGGUCUAAGAGGCAGUUUGGCCAUCUCUCAUGAGCCCCCUCACCGUGUGGUGCCCUGUACUACCUUGGGAUUCUGCAGAGUCCCCACCAGCAAGAAGGCCCUCACCAGAUGCACCCCCUUGACUAUGGACUUCCUAGCUUCCAGAACUGUAAGAAAUAAAUUUAUUUUCUUUAUAAAUUA
Messenger RNA from Cynocephalus volans (Philippine flying lemur), 2707 nucleotides. It is a transcript of the gene GPKOW, whose product is annotated as G-patch domain and KOW motifs. Gene Ontology annotation, biological process: mRNA splicing, via spliceosome. Gene Ontology annotation, cellular component: spliceosomal complex. NCBI's taxonomy places the organism in Eukaryota, Metazoa, Chordata, Mammalia, Dermoptera, Cynocephalidae. Gene Ontology annotation, molecular function: nucleic acid binding. The coding region runs from base 2 to 1459 and encodes 485 amino acids. The record is from RefSeq and is a predicted model, not a curated record. The transcript is spliced from 11 exons.